Molecule: messenger RNA, 6551 nt
Organism: Salarias fasciatus (jewelled blenny)
Lineage: Eukaryota; Metazoa; Chordata; Actinopteri; Blenniiformes; Blenniidae
Gene: nisch
Product: nischarin
Exons: 28
Coding region: 122-4666 (1514 amino acids)
Cellular component (GO): cytoplasm
Molecular function (GO): integrin binding; phosphatidylinositol binding
Source: RefSeq, a predicted model, not a curated record
CAAACAUGGCGGCCGGAGGCAGCUGACUGAGAAGAGACGCUGGAUAUCCUCCCAAUACCUUUAUUUAUUCUUUUUUUAAUCACCGAGUAACACUUAAAAGUCAUCUCGUCUCGACGUCAACAUGGAGCCCGCCCCGUUUCCAGAAGAGGCCUCUGAGAGACAAGUGUGCGUUGUCGGCUCGGAGCUGGUGGAAAACUACACUGUCUAUAUCAUCGAUGUAACAGAUGGGCAGCACAGAUGGACCGUGAAACAUCGUUACAGUGACUUUCAUGACCUCCAUGAGAAGCUAACAGCAGAGAAAAAAGUCGACCGGGGGCUUCUUCCUCCCAAGAAGAUUUUGGGAAAGAACUCGAAGAGUUUGGUGGAGCGGCGGCAGAAAGAGCUGGAACUCUACCUACAAACACUUCUUCAGCAGUUUCCACAGGCCACACCCACACCGCUCGCCAAUUUUCUGCACUUUUACCUCUAUGAGAUUAAUGGCAUCACUGCAGCUCUGGCUGAGGAGUUGUUUCAUAAAGGUGAGCAGCUGCUGCAAGCCGGAGAGGUGUUUUCCCUUCGUCCUCUGCAGCUGUACUCCGUCACCCAGCAGCUGCGGCUGGCCAAACCCACCUGCUGCAACGGAGACGCCAAAACCGACCUGGGACACAUCCUCGACUUCACCUGCAGGCUCCGAUAUCUAAAGAUAUCUGGUACCAGGGGACCAGUCGGAACCAGUAACAUCCAGGAGAGCACCCUGCCCUUUGACCUGUCUUUUUUUAAAUCCCUGCUGCAAAUAGAGAUCAGUGAGUGCAGCUCUCAUCAGAUUCAAGGUUUGCCGUCACUGAGGUCGAGUCUGGCAACUCUGAGCAUCCAUCGCUCCACGGAAACUAUGAUGUCGGUUCUGGUCCCGGAAGCAAGCGAGUUCUCUCAGUGGGAACCGGAGGGGGUGGAGUCCGGAUGUCCUGUGACUGCUGUGAUCCCGGUGUGGAGAAACCUGACCACGCUGGACAUGAGCCACAACUGCAUCAGCACCAUCGACGGCUCCGUGAAACUGAUUCCUAAGGUGGAGUUUUUGGACCUGAGCUACAACCAGCUGUCCUCUGUGGAAAACCUCCAGCACCUCUACAACCUGGUCCAUGUGGAUCUGUCCUACAACAGUCUCCGGGCCCUGGAAGCCGCUCACACUCGCCUGGGAAACAUCAAAACGCUGAGCCUGGCCGGUAACCAGCUGGACCGACUGACCGGUCUCACCAAGCUCUACUCUCUCGUCAAUCUGGACCUGAGCCACAACCAGCUGAGCCAGUUGGAGGAAAUCAAGAACAUCGGCUCCUUGCCCUGCCUGGAGAAGCUCAACCUGUCCAGUAACCCCAUGUGCAUCAUCCCAGACUACAGAACCAAAGUCCUGGCCCAGUUUGGAGACCGUGCAGCUGAGGUUUGCCUGGACAGUAAAGUGACUACAGAGAAGGAGCUGGACACAGUGGAAGUGUUAAAAGCCAUUCAGAAAGCCAAAGAAGUGAAAGACAGGAUGAGCAGCAGCGACAAGAAGAUCAGUGAGGAGACCAGGCUGUCUGCUGCCGCACCUCCUCACCUCUCCUCCUCCCCCUCCUCCUCUCCUCUCUCCGCCUCCUCUCCCUCCUUCCUCUGCUCCUCUGCCGCUGUUCCUGCUGCUGUCAAAUCCUCUUCCUCCUCUUCCUCCUCUUCUUCCUGUCCGGCCCAGCAGGCUGCCUGCCCCAGCCAAGAGGUGACAAGCAGAGAAGAAGCCCCCGUUCCCCCCAGUCUCCUCCCUCCUGUGGACGCCGCCCCGCCCCCUGCAAACUUUAAUGCCAACUCCCACCUCCUGUCUGCAGACCCCACCCAGGUUUAUCAACCUACUGUCCAACCGCCCAUCCACACACACCCUGGAGCUCCCACAAGUACAACCACUACUGCUUCUGUAGCCGCUGUCUGCUGCGUCUGCUCCUCCUCCUCCUCCUCCAGACCGUUUGAAGCCAGCUGUCGGUCCUGCAGCGCUGCCCGGUGUCCUCUGCUCCCCCCUCACCUACUUUCCUUGUCCUCCUCCAAUAAAGACUUCAUUACCCAGCUCUCCCAGCGCCUGGGCUCCACGCUAGCAGAGCAGAAGAUGAGGGAGGAGGAGGAGGAGAAUGAGAACAGAGAGAGGGAGGAAGGGCAGAAUGGCUCUGAGUCCAGACAGGUUCAGUCUCCUGUAGAGGGCACUGAAGUGAGCAGUCCCAGUCCGAGCUCCAGAGACGGUUACUUUGAGAUGAGUCUGGAUAACUCUGCGGAGGAGUUGGUUGGCUCCUCCUCCUCCUCGUCCUCCACGCCGCUCCCGCCUCCUGCUGCCGAGGAGCCCGGCGGCCGUCAGGAGGAGCAGAGUGAGCGGGAGGAAGAGAAGGAGAUUGGGAUCAGCAGAGUUCUGUGGUGCUGCUGUGUUCAGGUAGACGAGGAGGUGGAGCAGAGGGAGGCGUGUCUGGUGCUGACUGACCGCCUGCUGGGCCUCCUCUAUUUGUCACCUGAUUUCACGAAGACCAGUCUGGACGCAGGCCAGGAGCAGAGUCCAGCUGUGGAGGCGGUGCUGUCCAGCCUCCAGGUGGACUUCCUGCUGCCCUACUCCCGGAUCCUGCUCUCCUGCCAAGCCGAACUCCCCGACUGCUGCCUGGCUCUGAAGCUCCAGGGCAGGUCGACCCGCUGGUUCAUCUUCUCCAAUGCAGAGCAGCUCCGAAGGACGAGAACCGAGCUGACAGCUCUGCUCCAGGUGACUCACUCAGACCCGGAGCUCUCCAGCACUCCUCAGCUCCUUCCUCCAUCGCUCCUCAACUCCUGGGAGCUGGAGGAGAGCCAGGCAGCCCAGGGAGGCUACACCGCCUACCUGCACCCCUCAUCCUCCUCCACGUCUUCCUCCUCUGCUCCCAGCUCACACCUGCGCCUUCUCGACGCCUUACCGGAGGAGCCGUUACUCCCGUCACUGCUCUUCCUCACUCACAAACACCUCUGGGUGUUGAGGAUGGAGCUCAGAGAGCUGCUGGAGAAGGAGGGGAGCGGCGCUGGCCUGCAGAACUGCUCCUCCUGGUGCAGACUCGUCCGUGUUCCCCUCGGCUCCGUGGUGCUUCACCCCGGGGAGAGAGACCCUCGGGUCGGGGACAGAAACGGCAACACUUCAUCAUGUUCUGACCCACAACACAGCCGCAGGAGGAGUCACUCUUUGGAGCUGCUGCUUGGCGAUGAGAAGCUGCUGACGCUCUUCCCUCUGGCUCCGGACAGGAGCGCCUUUCUGCUGGAGCUGAGCCAGCGGAGGGCCUCGCUGGACUGGCUGAAGGUGGUGGCGUUACCGCGGCCCUGCAGGCCGUGUCCGCAUCAAGGCUGCUUCAGAAACAAGGAUCAGUGUUGUUGUUCCAGAACCAGAAAGUCUCACAGCUCCAACAGUUGGGACUCCUGUCGUCUCCAGGUGGAAGAGAACCAGCCGUCCCCCCACCUGAUCCCGGGCCUCACUCCAGGCCUGAAGCUCCUGGCUGGACUCGGAGAAGCUCAGCUGCUGACCUACUUCCACAGAUAUAUCGCUCUGUCUGAGGCGGAGGAGAUCAAGCAGGUCCUGUGGCUGUCCGUGGUUCUCUACAAAUCUCCAGAGGCCGAACUGACCUGCUGUCUGCUGCUCUCCACCGACUCCAUUUACUUCCUGCUGGAGGACUCUGCCGCCGCGCUCGGCCAUCACUCAGUGUUGGACAUAUCUGACCCUGGAGAUGCAGACACGGCUCUGUGCUGCUGUCUGUCCAUCAGACUGUCGGAGCUGCUGGCCGUCAACGUGGGACUGUUCGACCAGUACUUCAGAGUUGUCGGGCGCUCGGCCGAACACAUCGUCUGCUGCCUCAGCAGGGACAGCUACGGCACGGGCGUCUUCCUGCAGGAGCUGAUGUCGGCCCUCAGCCUGCAGCAGCAGCUUCCGCCUCCGGAGCCGUCGGAUCAGGACUUCUACUCUCAGUUUACCAGCACAAACACAGGAAAGAUGCAAAACUACGAGCUGGUCCACAGCAGCAAGGUGAAGUUCAUUUACCCCAGUGAGGAGGAGAUGGGAGACCUGACCUUCAUCGUGGCAGAGAGGAAGACUCCUGCCAGCGCGGCGUCCUCGUCCUCGCGCUCUUUCAACGUCCUGCUGUACCUGCUGGUCUUCCAGGUCCAGGCCUCCAGCGGCCAGGCCGGCCAGAGCUCCUCCCUCUCAGGCUCCUCCUCCUCCUCUGGUCCUGGCUCGGCCUCAUCUCCUGUCCUCCAGCCCCGGACCCUCAUCCUCACCAGCACCGACGUCUUCCUGUUGGACGAGGACUACGUCAGCUACCCACUGCCCGACUUCGCCAAAGAGCCUCCGUCCAGGGAGCGCUAUCAGCUGCGGGAGGCUCGGAGGAUCCGGGACCUGGACCGGGUCCUGCUGGGCUACCAGACCUACCCCCAGGCUCUGACCCUGGUGUUCGACGACCUGCCCGGCCCCGACCUGCUCUGCCACCUCACCAUGGACCACUUUGCCGCCGGCGGGGCGGAGGCCCCGCCCAGAGGGGGCGGGGCCGGCCGGGGGGCCGAGGGCGAGGUGCAGUGGUGCGUGUUUGUCCCGGGAGCCGACAGCAGGGAGAGACUGAUCUCGCUCCUGGCUCGACAGUGGGAGGCGCUGUGCAGCCGGGAGCUUCCCGUGGAGCUCACCGGCUGACCGACGGACGGGUGGAGCUCUGGGAGCUGAUUGGUCAGCACGGCGGGCUCGUUACCGAGACGACACCCAGGUGAUUCCAGGGUUCAACUGGUUAAAGGCCUCAGUGUGCUUCAAAAGCAGCAGCGGUUCUGAAUGUUCACCAAGUGCACGGCUUCUAGAAAAGGCUUGAAACAUCAAGUCGUGAGGUGUGUAGAAUUUAAAGGGCUUCCUGGUGAGAAAGAAAAACACAUUUAUAUAGAUCAUUUUUUCGAUAUUAUCAUUUGUUGGUGUUUUUCCUUGUAAUGAGUGAGGCCCAAGCCGAGUCCUCAGUUUACCGAAAAGGAGCCAAGUUCAUGAGAUAUUAAUGGUUUCUCCACUCAGGAGGACUUCUCAGUUUCCCUCCUUUUUGUGUGUAUCAGUUUCUUAUUUUCACACUGGGAUAGCUGUUAUUUGGUCCUGAAUGUGUGCUCACCUUCACCUCCUGGGUCAGUCACACGGCUGCUUAUUGGCUCAGCUUUCUUACGAAACACAGUCUCUCCUUAGAUCUGGGAAUAGUCGUGGAAUUAUGCCACUUUCAUGUUGCAUUAAUCAUGUUUCAGCAUGAAAAACACAAACGAUCUCGUUUACAGAGCAGGCUGCAGUGACUUUUUACUUCAGAAAUGUUAUAAUACAUAUUACACUCCUUACACUAUCUUAAAGAUGUAAUUUUUUUUUCACACCACUUUUUUUUUUUAAGGAAGUCAGUGAUUUUGUUUUCUAUGUUGCUUCUGUUAUUAUUGCUGCAGCCACAAGAGGGCGAAAUUAACCUGCUCUCCUGGUUUCAGUGUGUGCAGCUGAGUUGCAUUGAGGAACUCUGACGGUUUCACAGCUGAUUUCUUGCGUGCACAUGUCAUAUUAUGUGUGUGUGUUAAAUUAUUGGUGAUUAGUGACGGAUCCGCUGCUCCAAAGCAAAUAGUUGGAUACUGGGUGACAGAUAAACGACCCAACCAGCACGUUGAAGCAUACUGAGGCCUCGGGUCGACCUGUCCACCGGCUGGAGGGAUUCGGUUCUGCUGGCUCCGCUGCAGAGCUUUUAAAGGGACCCGAGGAUCCAGAGAGCGCCGUGAACAGAGCAGGCCUGUGACCUGAUCGCAGCCAAAACUGUGAGGAUUUCUGCGACGACUUAAUUACUUUUAAAGCAUCAGGAAGCUGGAUUAGGAGCCUGCCUGGCGUUGCACAGCAGGGGGCGCUGCAGACAGUCCACAGGAGUUCAAAAGGAUUUCUUAUUUUGUUUUUUUGAGGAGCAGUUUGUCACUUCAGGUAAAUUAUCUUCUCCAGAGUCAGACGAGAGGAGGUCCUAACUCAGCACAAAUCCAGGAAACGGGCGAGCAGCGAGCUCAGCCCGUCCAGACAAACACCCACCUUUAAAGCUCCAAAGUCGUUUUGAUUUAUCGCUGUUAUUUAUGAGAAGUUGCUUUAAAACCAAAAACCUCUGGGUUGUGUUUCCCCGUGUGUUCGGUGUGACUCUGGGCAGACGAUGAGAAGCAGCACACACACACCUGAGCUGCUGGGCACACACUGCUCUCCCAACAUUUUAAUUCUUGCACAUUAAAGUGAUAGAAGCAGUAUUAUUGAACUGUACAUGGAAGCUUUUUAUUAGUAUUAUAUGAAUAUACUUGUUGCUUUGGGACAGGCGGGUGUUUUCCAUCCGGAAGCUGAUUUUGUACUAAACAAUGAGGACGUUUCCAUCAUGUAAUAUCAUCAAUUGUUCAUAUUUUUUUUAUAUUUUCUUUGAGUUUUAAUAUGUUUUUGUACAUUAUUAUUGUUGACUGGUGUUGGACUCUCUCUACCCCUCACCACCGUCGUUUACAUUACAUCUUGUUGUCUUGUUGAAGGGGAAUGCCACUAAAUAAAGUGAAAUUAAAAA